AUGGGUACUGCUGGGGAUAUUCGAGCUCGUCUUCGAGCAAAAUUCUCGAGAAGAAACUCGGCUGCACCGUCCUUGACGUCCAACGGCACCGGCACGAGCACCAACGGCGAUGCUCAUGGCUCGCAGCAAGCGGAUGGGACGAGUCUUACGCGGCAAUCCUCGGCCGCUGCAUCCAUUCCCAGGUCGAGGGCGAGCUCCCAGCAUCCGCACCCACAUACGCACCUACCACAUUCCACACCUCCCUCGCGCUCGCCGACUCCACACCAGCCAGAUCACGGCCUGCAGCAUCUGCAGACUCCGCCACAGUCCGCCACACCCUUACUCACAGGCAGCCCUGGCGACCACCCGCUGCAGCAGAGAUUGAAUGCAAUUACGGCAACGGCCCCGGACACAGUAGCGGAAGGCGCGCAUGCUGACGAGGACCAAGAGGAAGAGCACUUGUUGCCACAGUCGUCGUCGCCUUCAUCAGAACAUCAACAGGUCCAAUACCAUGAUGACCCGAUCAAUCAUGGAACUCAAGAUGGCGGUGCGUCUCUCAACAGCGACAACUCGUUGGUGACAGAGGACACCCCAACUACUGCUGCAACUGAACCAGCGGACAACCACAGGUCCGCAAGUAGCGCCAGCGAUAGGGCCAACAGAGACACUGUGGACGAAGCCCACAAGCCACACCCCAACCUUGACUCGCUGGCUCCCAUGCAGCCCGCGGCGCCUGACCAACGCUUGGCUAGUGAACCGAUGGACAACAGUCUGCGCUCAUCCUCAAUCACCACCGCUGUUGCAACUGCCCUCAGCAACAACCUCCCCAUCAUCAACGAAGACCAGACCCCCGAAGCCGACGACAAAGAGAAAAACCUACAUCUGUCACAGCCGCUUCCGCUGCCGCAGGUUCACCAGCCACUGCCGCCCAAGAUCGGCGCGGCACCCACCCUUACUCUCGAGACUGUUUCUGUCGAGGACCUAAGCGACGACCAACUUGAUCCCCUUAGCCAUGCCCUCGGCACCCCGACACCCCUCGUAGCCAGCAUCCUCCCAGCCUUGCCGCGGCCAGACGGCCCCCCCCGUCGACAGAGCCUCCUACCGAAUCGUCAAACGACGCUAAUCCGCAAUUUGCUCGAAGCACGGGCAGACCACGAAGUCGACCCAGCCGCCACCGAUUCGCUGCUUCCAAACAUCGCGAACAUGGUCACCCGCAAGGUCUGGGUCAGACGCCCUGGUGCCUCCCCCACCCUCAUCACCAUCAAUGAGGAUGACCUAGUUGAUGAUGUGCGCGACAUGAUUUUGAGAAAAUAUGCCAACUCCCUGGGCCGACACUUCGAUUCUCCCGACCUUACUCUACGCAUAUGCCCGCGCGAACAAAGGCAAGAUCGUCUCUUGGGCCCGGAAGAGCCCAUGGGUCGCACUCUCGAUGCGUACUUUCCUGGCGGACAGAACGUCGAAGAGGCCUUGCUCAUCGAUAUUCCCAGCCGCCGCACACCACGGCCAUCACCUCGCGCCCCUACACAUGCUACAACCAUAUGCUACAAUGAUGAUGCCAGGCCUUCUGAGGCCGGCGAAGGGUAUUUCCCUCCCGUAGCGGGAACGGCAUCUCUUCCGUCGCCGAACCUGCCGGUUCCUCUUGUCGCCCCCGUCACUGUUCCUGCGACGCGUUCCAUUCACCCCGUUCAUGCCCAUAACACGCAGCAUUCUAUUGCAAUUCUUGGGACGGGCCAAGUACCGCCGAUACCCUCGCCGAGACCCCACACAUACCGAGAUCGCCCCGAUCGUCCUCGCCUUGGAAGGAAACAUACCUCAUCGCCUACUAUCCUGAACCAGACUAAUGUCCAGACCAUGGCGCCGGCCGCAGCCACCGCUACAGCCGCUCACCCUGCCCAUUCGUUCCAGCCACGGCUACCAACUUCAAGAACACACUCGAAUACCUCAGAACAGUCCAAUGUUCCACCGGCUGCACCUCCGCUUCCAACCCCUCCUGCCCCUGAGAUCCAACCGGCUAGAGUCGCAACCCCUCCACCGACGAUUGCCUCUCCUCGACCAACAAUUUCUCGACCCAAGAAGACUGAUAAUAAUAUUAGGGUUGGCCGUCCGAGUCUGCCGGCCGGCAUACUGAAUGGAGGAGUGCCGCCCAUCAACGUACUGAUUGUAGAGGAUAACCCAAUCAAUCUCAAGCUACUUGAGGCCUUUGUUAAGCGCUUAAAAGUGAGAUGGAAAACGGCGGUCAACGGCCGCGAUGCUGUUACCAUGUGGAGGACCGGCGGGUUCCAUCUAGUGUUGAUGGAUAUUCAACUUCCCAUCAUGAGUGGAUUGGAGGCCACUAGGGAAAUUCGAAGGCUAGAGAGAGUCAAUUCGAUUGGCGUCUUCUCUUCGUCUGCGUCAAGCGUGCCGGAGGCCCCUAACGGCGAGCCCGAGGAGAAAGAUAAGUUGACAAACAUGGAGCUUUUCAAGAGUCCCGUCAUCAUAGUGGCCCUGACUGCCAGCUCUUUGCAAAGCGACAGACAUGAGGCACUGGCCGCCGGUUGCAAUGACUUUCUUACGAAGACUCGGGGCUCCAUCUUCCGUGAUGUCCCCAACGACGGCCCCAAAUACCUGUCCAUGAACGAGGACCAGCCCUUCCCGAUGAAUCCAUUCUUCAAGAGUCAACCCGUCCUGAGCGAGGAUAUGAGGGAAGAGAUCUUCACAAGGGUUAAGAAGAAAAAGGAAUCUUUGAAACAAGUCUCGGCUGAGCUUGGCGUCGAUGUUCGACGCGUCGCUGCUGUUGUGCGCAUGAAGGAGAUCGAAAAGCAGUGGGUUGCCGAGCAUAAACCGUUGGCCAGACCAUAUGCCAGGGCGGUCCUGCGGAUGCUGCCUCAGACUCACCUGAAUAAGGACAGGCCGGACCUUCAGACUCCUCACGAGCCUAUCAACGAGAUACAUGUUCAUAAGCUUACGACGCAACAAUUGUUUGUGCCUGUAUCAGAGUCUCGCCAGUUCGACAGAGAAGAUGCUGCCAAGGCUUUUCACAGAAAGAUGCUUUCCGUUGACGACCGUUCGCCACAUAAGGAGCUCAUCUCCAUGAAGAAAGCUGACGCUGCUGGAGGUUCGAAAGCUGACUUGCUCAAGAAGUUCAGAGAGGCCACAAGAGCCGAAGAGGACAGAUUAGUGGAGAGAGAGCGCCGCCGUUUGGAGAAGGCCGAGGAAGAGACGCAGCGUGUGGAUACUGGACGUUUCGAGUUCCGGUUCAAGGAGAUGAACGUUGAGAGCGCCGGCAAGGACGGCCGGAGUAGAAGAGGAGUUGGCUGGAGAUACGGCGUCCCUUUCUACGACCGCAGGAAGGGGGAGCUCAAGAUUCCCACAUCGGUGCCUUGA
Molecule: messenger RNA, 3342 nt
Organism: Colletotrichum navitas
Lineage: Eukaryota; Fungi; Ascomycota; Sordariomycetes; Glomerellales; Glomerellaceae
Product: eukaryotic mitochondrial regulator protein-domain-containing protein
Exons: 3
Coding region: 1-3342 (1113 amino acids)
Biological process (GO): phosphorelay signal transduction system; mitochondrial translation
Cellular component (GO): mitochondrial small ribosomal subunit
Molecular function (GO): structural constituent of ribosome
Source: RefSeq, a predicted model, not a curated record